CUUCCUUGUUUGCUGGCUUUACGAGAGCGGGAGGUUGCCUCUCGGACGUAACGCCUACACAACAGCUGGUAACAAUCUGUCUACGUGUGUCAAUAUCCUGUGGAAUUGCCUGUAAACUGGGAUGAACUAACUUCAGAGAGAGUGAAGUGUGUUGUGUUAUCAUUGACCAAAGCCGUCAUUAAUGGAUCUGACGAGUUAUCUAGGAUUCACAGGAGUAAAUCUCUCUGGUGCCAUGGCGAGUCCUCAUUGUAAACUGGAAACACUGAGGUUAAAUGACUGUGGUAUCACAUAUGAAGGUUGUGGAGCUCUGGCUUCUGCCCGUGCAUCAAACCUCUCACAUCUGAGAGAACUUGAUCUGUCUGGAAAUAAACUAGAAGGUUUAGGAAUGAUGUUGCUUUCCUCUGGACUCGAAAAUAAUUUGUCUGAACUUGGAACACUUAAGCUGAUUGGUUGUGGAAUAACAGAUGAAGGUUAUGGUCCUCUGGCUUCAGCUCUGGCAUCAAACAGCUCACACCUGAGAGAACUGGAUCUGUCCCAGAAUAGCCUAAAUGAUUUAGACAUGAUGAUGCUCUCUGCUGGACUGAUGAAUCCUUCAUGCAAACUGGAGAAAAUUAAGUUGUUGAGUUGUGGUUUAACAGAGGAAGGUUGUGCUAAACUGGCUUCAGCUCUGGGAUCAAACUCCUCACACCUAAGAGAGUUGGAUCUGUCUGAGAAUAACCUAGGUUACUUCGAUAUGAUGCUGCUUUCUGCUGUAAUGGAAAAUCCUUACUGGAAACUGGAAGUGUUGAAAUUGGUGAGUUGUAGUAUCACAGAUGAAGGUUGUGCUGCUCUGGCUUCAGCUCUGGGAUCAAACCCCUCACACCUGAGAGAGCUAGAUCUGUCAAAGAAUAGCCUAAGUCACUUCGAUAUGAUUCUGCUCUCUGCUGUAAUGGAAAGUUCUUACUGGAAACUGGAAACAUUGAAAUUAAAAGAUUGUGGUAUCACAGAGGAAGGUUUUGCAGCUCUAGCCUCAGCGCUGAGAUCAAACCCCUCUCACCUGAUAGAGCUGGAUCUGUCUGGAAAUAAAGCAGGAGACUUUGGACUACAAAUGCUCUCCACUGCACUGGAGAUCCCUUACUCUAAACUUGAAACACUCAAGUUAGUGAGUUGUGAUAUUACAGAAAAUGGCUGUGUUGCACUGGUAUCAGCUCUGAGGUCCAGCUCCUCACACUUUAGAAACCUGGAUCUGUCUGGGAAUAAACUUGGCCAUCUAGGAAUAAAGCUACUCUCCGAUGCACUCGAGAAUCCUUGCUUUAAACUGGAGACGUUGAAACUCAAGGACUGUGAUCUCACAGAUGAAGAUUGUUUUUCGCUGGCCUCUCCUCUAAUAGUAAACUUCUCAAACUUGAGAGAGCUGGAUCUGUCUGAUAAUAAACUAGGAGAUUCUGGAGUCAAGUUUCUUUUUGCUGGACCAGAGAGUCAUCUAUAUAAACUUGCAACAUUUAAGUUGGUGAAUUGUGGUAUCACAGAUGAAGGUUGUGCUUCUCUGGCUUUAGCUCUGAGAUCAAACCCCUCACACUUGAGAGACCUGGAUCUGUCUGGCAAUGAAGUAGAAGAUUCAGGAGUACAGAUGCUCUCUAGUGGACUGGAUAAUUAUUACUGCCAACUGGAAACACUGAGGCUGGUGAGUUGUGGCAUCACAGAUGAAGGUUGUGCGGCUCUUUCUUCAGCUUUGACAUCAAACCCCACACACCUGAGACAGCUGGAUCUGUCUAAAAAUAAACUGUCAGACUCAGGAAUGAACCUGCUCUCUACUGGACUGGGCAAUCCUCAUUGUAAACUGGAGAUGCUUUGGCUGCAUGAUUGUGGUGUUACAGAUGAAGGUUGUGCUGCUCUGGCUUCAGCUCUCAGAUCAAACCCCUCACACCUGAGAGAACUGGAUCUGUCGGAUAAUGAACUAGGAGAUUUAGGAGUGAAUCGUCUAAGUACUGGACUGGAGAACUGUAAACUGGAGAUACUUAAGUUGAAACAUUGUGGUUUCACAUAUGAAGGAUGUUCUGCUCUGGCUGCUCUUCUUGGAUCAGCUAAGUCAUAUCUGAAAUAUGUGGAUCUGUCUUUUAAUAAACUUGAGGAUCUAGGAGUGCAGCUGCUUUUUGAUGCGUUUUACUAAGCAUUUUUUAAAUGAAGUGGAAAUAUUCAGGUAAGAUCUUGUCAUCCAGACUGAUACUACAAUAAGGCAUGUUGGCUGUUUACUUAUUUUCUAACGUUAUUCAGUUCUGUGGUUAUAUGUGGAUCACAUUAGCAGAUUUGAGUAACUUGAAAUAAAUGCCCUCAAUAAAUGUUUCUUUGGUUUUUA
Carassius auratus (goldfish) is the source of this 2335-nucleotide messenger RNA. RefSeq names its product ribonuclease inhibitor. The transcript has 13 exons. NCBI's taxonomy places the organism in Eukaryota, Metazoa, Chordata, Actinopteri, Cypriniformes, Cyprinidae. The record is from RefSeq and is a predicted model, not a curated record. Bases 182 to 2149 code for a protein of 655 amino acids. Gene Ontology annotation, molecular function: protein binding.